Molecule: messenger RNA, 786 nt
Organism: Penicillium crustosum
Lineage: Eukaryota; Fungi; Ascomycota; Eurotiomycetes; Eurotiales; Aspergillaceae
Product: peroxiredoxin
Exons: 4
Coding region: 1-786 (261 amino acids)
Biological process (GO): cell redox homeostasis; cellular response to oxidative stress; cellular oxidant detoxification
Cellular component (GO): cytosol; mitochondrion
Molecular function (GO): thioredoxin peroxidase activity
Source: RefSeq, a predicted model, not a curated record
AUGGCUUCUAGAAUUGGCACUCAAAUGUUCCGUGCAUUCAGAGCUGCUCCGCGGCCCUCGUGGUCUGCGCAGGUGCCGCGUGCGCCCGCUUUCCGCCGCUUCAUCUCGGCCAAGAUGGAACAGCCGCAUCUGCGCUUGGGCUCAAUUGCCCCAAACUUCAAGGCAUUGACCACCCAGGGCGAAAUUGACUUCCACGAGUUCAUCGGUGAUAAGUGGACCAUCCUCUUCUCACACCCUGCAGACUUCACACCCGUGUGUACAACCGAAUUGGGCGCCUUCGCCCGCCUUCAGAGUGAAUUCGACGCACGCGGUGUCAAGAUGAUCGGAUUGAGUGCCAACGAGCUCGGUUCCCAUGACCAAUGGAUCAAGGACAUUAACGAAGUCGGCUCGACACAAGUCCAAUUCCCAAUCAUCGCCGAUGCCGACCGCAAAGUUGCCUUCCUCUACGACAUGAUCGACCAGGAUAGCAUUGGACAGAAGGAAAUCGCGUUUACUAUUCGCUCCGUGUUCAUUAUUGACCCGAGCAAGAAGAUCCGCCUGACCAUGAUGUACCCCGCCUCCACGGGCCGAAACUCCGCUGAGGUCCUGCGGGUCAUCGACUCCCUGCAGACCGGUGAUAAGAAAGGUGUAGUUACCCCGAUCGACUGGAGCGUUGGCGAUGAUGUCAUCGUGCCCCCUCUGUCACUACCGCGGAUGCCAAGAAGAAGUUUGGUGAAGUUCGUGAGGUUAAGCCUUACUUGCGCUUUACCAAGGUCUAAAGAUAUGGAUAUGUGUAACAACAGAUAA